Penaeus vannamei (Pacific white shrimp) is the source of this 858-nucleotide messenger RNA. NCBI's taxonomy places the organism in Eukaryota, Metazoa, Arthropoda, Malacostraca, Decapoda, Penaeidae. The record is from RefSeq and is a predicted model, not a curated record.
AUGCCGGAGGAAGUCGAGUCUCAGGAAGUCAGUCUUGAGGUCGACGUCUUGGCGGGUCCGAUACUGCCUGAGGAUAAUUAUCAGGCUCGUGAAGGCCAUAAGGAACACAUUAACAAGCUCUUUUCCAAGAAAUUCGACCGUAUACAGUCAUUAGACUACUUUAAACCACCCUCACAGAUCAGACCCACUGCCGAUCCCAUCACUAGUCUCAUCCCGCCCUCAUCGCCGAGAUUUCAUCACCACUUACCAUCAGCGUUACCACAUCAACCAACCGAAUGCACACUACCCAUCCCAGAGUUUGACCAUACAGCCUACUACACAGACCUCACCACCACCUACCACAUGCAGCCCAUCCGACCAUACCAAACUCCAACGUCCAAUCUACCCAUAUCUCACCACCACACACCACCAUUAACUCGUUUAUCUCUACCACACCAGUCUCGACCACACCGACUCACCAUCUCAAACCACCACUAUCCGAAUUAUGUUACAAUCAUCAACGACCAUCACUCACCACCAGACCACCACCACCCACCACCACUCAUCAUCACCAAACGAUUGAAUCCACCAACCCGCAAUCCACCACCUUCCAUCCCAACUCACCAUAAACCACCAUCACCCCGCCAAUCAUCACCACCACCAAAAACCACCUCCCAAAUACAUUCAUCCUACCCACCAGCACAAUGCCGCGACCACACCACCCACCACCCACCACCACCAUACAACCACCACCGAUCUGAUGUAUAUCGAGCCAUUCAGCCAUCCAGCUCGAUGAACUCCCACGCGAAUAGGUGGACUAAAAGGAAAGAUACACGAAAGUUGCCUAGGAGCUCCGCCACAGGACUCGAGUGCUCAUAA